AUGGAAGAAUCUGAAUUCAACUUUCUUGGUGAUGAAGUGUGGUGGACAAAGUUAUCCUUUUUAACUGAUUUGUUUGAGCAUCUCAAUAAACUAAAUUCAAGUAUACAAGGUCGCAAUGAAAAUAUGUUAACAUCUUCAGAUAAAAUAAUGGCUUUCAUCGAAAAAUUGAAUUUAUGGAAAACUAAAGUUAAUCAAGACCCUUUCAAAGUGUCUAUUAGUUACUUGGUUGAUUUCAAACUUGCUGAAGACGAAAAUCUCUGUUUAAUUAAAAAUAAUCGAACAAUGCAGUUGAAAUUCAAAGAGAUCACACUCAAUAAAUUCUGGAUAUAUGUUUCUGAAGAAUAUCCAGAAAUAUCUAUAAAAGCAUUGACGAUUCUUUUGCCGUUCUAA
This is a messenger RNA of Sipha flava (yellow sugarcane aphid), 390 nucleotides long. Its product is annotated as zinc finger BED domain-containing protein 5-like. The record is from RefSeq and is a predicted model, not a curated record. Lineage: Eukaryota; Metazoa; Arthropoda; Insecta; Hemiptera; Aphididae. The transcript is spliced from 2 exons. The coding region runs from base 1 to 390 and encodes 129 amino acids.